Salvia splendens (bonfire salvia) is the source of this 1489-nucleotide messenger RNA. RefSeq lists its product as uncharacterized. The transcript has 8 exons. NCBI's taxonomy places the organism in Eukaryota, Viridiplantae, Streptophyta, Magnoliopsida, Lamiales, Lamiaceae. The record is from RefSeq and is a predicted model, not a curated record. Bases 112 to 1071 code for a protein of 319 amino acids.
ACUAAGGAAUUUCAAGAAUAAGAAAAACUCAUUACACUAGAGCUAAUUAUAUGUACAAAAAAAUCCAGAAAAUUGUGCUAAUUAUUUGCACUAAUUACUGGAAAACUGGAAAUGGACGCAGCAAAAUUGGAAGAAGUGUUGAGGGUUUUUGAUAAGGCUCUUUCUCAAAUUAAAUGGAGGCUUAAGCCUUCUUCUAAAUCGCGGCUUCAAACCGAUAUUUUGGCUUUGUGUUCAAGAAUGAGACCUUGCAUCAUGGUAGAUUAUGGUGGGAAGAUGCCUGAAUUGGGGAAUAAUCUUUGUGCAUUUCUUGAACACUGCAAGAAGGAGUCCUCGAUAUGUAAGCUUUUGCACGUCUUGGUAGUAGAUGAUAUGGUGUAUCUGGUUGAGGCCAGAGCACUUGCAGACUUCGUCAAAUCAAGUUUGGAAACUGCAGUGCUAUUUGUGGACCUCGAAACUGAUCCUCCAAAGAUGAUGACACAGGCAGAGGAAAGCCCUGCAAUGGUUCAGCUUCUGUCAGCUCAAAAGUUGUUCUCCUCUGUUUUUCACACGGAUGGAGUAAACGGUGAUCACUUUCAAAGACGAGAAACUCAGAACAUUGGAUCCUCUCUUGAUGGACCGGCUGUUUUUGAAUCUCCUGUGAUGGUCGAUCUAAGCCACUGCCUUCAGGAAAGUGAUGUAACCAUCCCAACGCUUAACGGAUGGCUGCUUGGUUACCCUGUUGUUUAUUUGUUUGGGAAGGACCAUAUUGAGCGUGCUGUUUAUAAUCUCUCUUCCAAGUCUCUUCACAUCUAUCAAAUAUUUGUCACCAGGUCUAACUCAUCAAGCAAAGGAAAUCGGAAAGAAGAACUGAUGAGUUUUACAGUGCCUUAUGACUUGAGCCUGGAGGGAAGCAAUGAACCAUGGGCAAAGUCAUUUCUGGCUGCCUUGAAGGAAAGGUGGGAGAAGUGCAAGCACAUCUGGGGAUCUCUACAUAUGGAGGUUGGCUACUUAUUGGAGAUCCAAGUAAAACAGAUCUUGUUGAGACACAUAAAACGCAAUAAUGAAACUGAUGAGCUUAUGUUUCUUGCCUAGCAAUGCCUUCUAUUUUGUGCUAUUUUGUGCAAAGAAGUAAUCUGUCUUAGUAGUCUCUUAUCUGCCUCCGAACUAUAGCACUGACUUUUAGAGACGUGUUCUGCCACUAUAUUCGGCAUUGGAUGUGCUCAUAAUGAUUACUGUACUUGUAUAGUUUUAUCAAUCUGGUGAAGUUUGGUUGUGACAUUUAAGGGCUGCUUCAUGCCUUAUUAUCUAUAUAGGUAUAUCCUGGAUUAGAAUAUUCUGGUAUAUCAAGAUAACAUAGAAAUAUUUCAGAUGAUAGUGAUGGCUGAAACUUUGGAUAAAAUAAUAUACUCACACAUAUUGACAAGGACAUCACUUUUGUCUUAAUUGAAUUACAUGUGAAGUUUUUGCCUAAUUAAUAAAAAAAAUUUAGUGACUUUUUGUCACAAUUGAA